UGAAAGGGCGGUUCCACUCCCCGGGGACCCGCCGGGGCUUUAUUCUAGAGUCACUGGAGCGUGGCUGCGCUUUUCCUUCCCGUUUGUAGGUGAAACCCUAUUGGCUUCACUGGGUCUUUGAUUUAAACCACGCCCGGCUUGCUGCCCGCUUUGCUGCGGCUCGGCCAGGCCACCCAGCCUCAUCCCAGCCCCGUGUGCAGGGAGCCCGGGGGCUGCUGCUGCUAUUGUGUGGAUGCCGCGCGUGUCCGCUCUCUUUUCCAGAGAUGGCUAACAGGGGCCCCAGCUACGGCUUAAGCCGAGAGGUGCAGGAGAAGAUCGAGCAGAAGUAUGACGCGGACCUGGAGAACAAGCUGGUGGACUGGAUUAUCCUGCAGUGCGCGGAGGACAUAGAGCACCCGCCUCCCGGCAGGACCCAUUUUCAGAAAUGGUUAAUGGACGGGACGGUUCUGUGCAAGCUGAUAAAUAGUUUAUACCCACCAGGACAAGAACCCAUCCCAAAGAUCUCUGAGUCAAAGAUGGCUUUUAAGCAGAUGGAACAAAUCUCCCAGUUCCUAAAAGCUGCGGAGGUUUACGGCGUGAGGACCACUGACAUUUUUCAGACGGUGGAUCUAUGGGAAGGGAAGGACAUGGCAGCUGUGCAAAGGACCCUGAUGGCUCUAGGCAGUGUUGCAGUCACCAAGGAUGAUGGCUGCUACCGGGGAGAGCCAUCCUGGUUUCACAGGAAAGCCCAGCAGAACCGGAGGGGUUUCUCAGAGGAGCAGCUUCGCCAGGGACAGAGCGUAAUAGGCCUGCAGAUGGGCAGCAACAAGGGGGCAUCCCAGGCGGGCAUGACCGGGUACGGGAUGCCCAGGCAGAUCAUGUGAGACUCCGCGUCCCGCCCCGCCCCGGUGGAGAGGGCGAAUGUUCCACGCACCUUCUCUACGAAAAAGAAGUAGCUAGUCACCUGCCCUUCUCCUCUUUCUCAAAGCUCCUGUCCUUGGUUUUUGCCAGUGCUGCAUUUCUGCUGAGAAUCCACGUUGCCUACUGCUGCCACCUUCUGUUCCUUUAGAACUAUGCAAAGACUCCGCUUUCUUCUUCCCGAGCUCCUCCUUCGCUCCCACGUCUUUGUUUGAUUAUUUAUUUAUUUAUUUGCCAAUUAUUUCCCUCCUCGACUUACAGAACACACCCAAUAAAGAAGUUAGUCUUGUGUGUUAAAA
Molecule: messenger RNA, 1196 nt
Organism: Choloepus didactylus (southern two-toed sloth)
Lineage: Eukaryota; Metazoa; Chordata; Mammalia; Pilosa; Megalonychidae
Gene: TAGLN3
Product: transgelin 3
Exons: 4
Coding region: 264-863 (199 amino acids)
Molecular function (GO): protein binding
Source: RefSeq, a predicted model, not a curated record